AUGGAUUCCACUAAUGAGGCAGAUAACGAGUUCGACAGUUUACUAAACAAAGAAAUCGAGACCGCGAAGGAAGUGAGGCUAAGGAAGGAUGCGAACAGAAAUAAUAACAGGAACGAGAUCAGCAGCAAGGUCAAAGAUUCGAGUGGGUUUAGAUUACGAGUUAUCCAAACUGGCGGGAACAAGAUUGAAAAGUCAGAUCCAGAUUAUGAAGUGACGGUUGAUGGACGGUUGAGAAAGAUCGAGCCAUAUUUUUUCACUUAUAAGACUUUCUGUAAGGAGAGGUGGAGGGAUCGUAAGCUAGUGGAUGUUUUUAUAAGUGAAUUUAGGGACCGUGAACCGAGUUACUAUGCUAAGACUAUUGCAGAGGGGAAAGUGUACCUGAACGAUAAACCAGCGAACUUGGAGACUAUCAUUCAUGAUGGAGAUUUGAUAACGCAUAAAGUGCAUCGUCAUGAACCGCCGGUUACGUCUAAACCCAUAGAUAUUGUAUUUGAAGACAAAGAUAUUCUUGUCAUUGACAAGCCCAGUAGUAUUCCUGUGCAUCCGACAGGCCGAUACAGAUUCAAUACUAUUACAAAGAUGCUUGAAAGACAAUUGGGGUAUUCCGUACAUCCAUGUAACAGAUUGGACAAGCCUACCAGCGGACUAAUGUUUUUGGCCAAGACUUCACAAGGUGCAGAUAAAAUGGGAGACCAAAUGAAGGCGAGAGAGGUCACUAAAGAGUACGUGGCUCGUGUGAAGGGCGAGUUCCCCAUAGGAAUAGUAGAGGUGGGAAAGCCUGUCAGAUCUAUUAAUCCUAAAGUCGCAUUGAACGCUGUUUGCGAGAUGGGCGAUGAGAACGCCAAGCAUGCCAAGACUGUUUUUCAAAGGGUCAGCUACGAUGGACAGACGAGUAUUGUCAAAUGUAAGCCGUUGACGGGCAGAACCCAUCAGAUUAGAGUACAUUUACAAUAUUUAGGCUUUCCCAUAGCCAAUGAUCCCAUAUAUUCGAACCUGGAUAUCUGGGGCCCAGAAUUGGGUCGCGGUGGGCUCGAAAAUUAUGAUGAUAUCGCCCUGAAGUUGGAUGCCAUUGGCAAGACCAAACCUGCAGAGAGCUGGAUUUAUCCUCAUAGUGAGGGAGAGUAUUUGGUGGGCCGUCAAUGUGAGGAAUGCGAAGCUGAAAUGUACACAGACCCUGGUACCAAUGACCUGGAUCUCUGGCUACAUGCCUUCCGAUACGAGUCCUUGGAGAGAGAUCCAGAGACGCGCAAACCUCUUUGGAGCUACAAGACGAAGUACCCAGAGUGGGCUUUAGCACCACAUCGCCAAUACAUGGAAAUGGCCGUAAAAGAGGCCGACAGAUGUGGGCCAACAAAGACUGCCUUCAGUGUAGGUGCUGUUCUCGUCCAUGGAACCCAAGUUCUCGCCACAGGCUAUUCAAGAGAGCUACCGGGAAACACUCACGCGGAACAGUCUGCCUUGAUCAAGUACUCACGGGCGCACCCAAACUGCCCCAACGUAGUGCCCAUGGGAACAGUGCUCUACACGACGAUGGAGCCGUGCUCUUUUAGGCUCAGCGGCAACGAGCCCUGCUGCGACCGGAUUCUGACCACCAAUGGGGCUAUUGGUGCCGUCUUCGUUGGAGUCAUGGAACCAGAUACCUUUGUUAAGAAUAAUACAAGCUUGAACAUGCUAGAAUCGCACGGAGUGGACUACAUCCAAAUACCAGGUUACGAACAAGAAUGCACAACCAUUGCUUUCAAGGGCCACAAUGUCGACAACCUCUAA
Molecule: messenger RNA, 1767 nt
Organism: Saccharomyces kudriavzevii IFO 1802
Lineage: Eukaryota; Fungi; Ascomycota; Saccharomycetes; Saccharomycetales; Saccharomycetaceae
Gene: RIB2
Product: bifunctional DRAP deaminase/tRNA pseudouridine synthase RIB2
Exons: 1
Coding region: 1-1767 (588 amino acids)
Biological process (GO): pseudouridine synthesis
Molecular function (GO): RNA binding; pseudouridine synthase activity
Source: RefSeq, a predicted model, not a curated record